GAGAGAGCGAGAGAGAGAGAGAGAGAGCGAGAGAGAGAGAGAGAGAGAGAAGGCAGGAGAUUUGCUGAGAGGAAGGAAGGUAGAGUAGGCGUGUUCUUUGUGAUCCGUGCCUCUUGAAGCCUGGUCUCAUCUGCUGAGGCUCAGGCUAGUGGAGUGGAGCUCUGUGUUGAUGAGAGAGGCAGUGGAGAGAUGCUCCGACUGAACACCCCCUGACACACCGCUCUGCUUCUCAACUACGGAUGCUAACUUCACCUGUGGAUCACACACACCCGGACAGCCAAGAGUUCAUCGGAUCGGUUCAGACAGAAACCCACCAGGAGCCGCCGGAGUCUGUGUUCAGUCUGCAAAAAGUGUCUGCAAGUCAAAAGGAGUGUGUGAUGCUGGUAGGGUCUGUCUAUGUGUGGGUGAUGCUGGUAGGGCCUGACUAUGUGUGUGAUGCUGGUAGGGUCUGUCUAUGUGUGUGCAGAUGAGUGUGAAGCUGGCCCCUGGGUUGGAGUCUAGCAUUGUUUGGACAGGGGCCUUGGGUCUCUCUGGCUACCCAGGGGAGGGAGCACUGGCCUGGGCAUCCACAGGCCUCGCUACCCCCUGGCACCGCCCUGGCCCUGGAGGACUCCUUUGAGCAAGCCUAACUGUUUGGAGCGUACAAUGGCUACUGGGCUUCCCUGUGGAUUUAAUUGGCUUUCUGCACACAUGCUCCGGGAUCUGUCGGAGUUGUUCUGCGGCUCGCACUGGACCCACAUGGAGAACGCUGCUUUGGCCCUCCUCAAGCCAGCAGGGACACAGCUGCACUAAGGCUUCCGGAUCGCUAGUGAAGAAUGAUGAGCUCCAAAGAGGAGGAAACUCUGAGAUUUAUCCAGUAUGUUGAAGAUAGUGGACUAAGAGCCUACAGCGGGCUGGUCUCUCAGAACCUGGAUGUUGAAGAUAGUGGACUAAGAGCCUACAGCGGGCUGGUCUCUCAGAACCUGGAUGUUGAAGAUAGUGGACUAGGAGCCUACAGCGGGCUGGUUUCUCAGAACCUGGAUGUUGAAGAUAGUGGACUAAGAGCCUACAGCGGGCUGGUCUCUCAGAACCUGGAUGUUGAAGAUAGUGGACUAAGAGCCUACAGCGGGCUGGUCUCUCAGAACCUGGAUGUUGAAGAUAGUGGACUAAGAGCCUACAGCGGGCUGGUCUCUCAGAACCUGGAUGUUGAAGAUAGUGGACUAAGAGCCUACAGCGGGCUGGUCUCUCAGAACCUGGAUGUUGAAGAUAGUGGACUAAGAGCCUACAGCGGGCUGGUCUCUCAGAACCUGGAUGUUGAAGAUAGUGGACUAAGAGCCUACAGCGGGCUGGUCUCUCAGAACCUGGAUGUUGAAGAUAGUGGACUAAGAGCCUACAGCGGGCUGGUCUCUCAGAACCUGGAUGUUGAAAAUAGUGGACUAAGAGCCUACAGCAGGCUGGUCUCUCAGAACCUGGAUGUUGAAGAUAGUGGACUAAGAGCCUACAGCGGGCUGGUCUCUCAGAACCUGGAUGUUGAAGAUAGUGGACUAGGAGCCUACAGCGGGCUGGUUUCUCAGAACCUGGAUGUUGAAGAUAGUGGACUAAGAGCCUACAGCGGGCUGGUCUCUCAGAACCUGGAUGUUGAAGAUAAUGGACUAGGAGUCUACAGCGGGCUGGUUUCUCAGAACCUGGACCACGGCAGGAAUGAGAGGAAUAGGAUUUAUCUACAGGAGAAAAAGGACAAGAAGAGAAAACAGGAAGAAGCCAUAAAAAGGACGGGCGAAGAGGUGGUGACCGAGGGGAAGCACCUGCGCAUGGGCUCCAUGACCAUGCCAGCCCCCCCGCAGCGCGUGCCUAAGCCCCCCUAUCUCGCUUGCGGGCCGGGCUUCGCCGUGCGCUCCCAGUCCCUACACUCGGUGGGCGGGGGCAGUAACGGAGGUGGGGAGGAGGAGGUAGGCAGCCCCACCUCCCGCAAGCAGCCCCCGCCCAAACCCAGGAGGGACCCGGCUACCAAGCUGACCAUUUCCUCUGAGACAGUGGACCACAGCCCCGCCUUGGUCUGCAGGGGCUGCAGGGCCAAUCCGGAUGCGCCACAAGGCUGCGGUGAAGACUGCAAGAGGAUCGCUCCCCCCAAACCCAGGAGGAACCCCACCACCCAGCUGAGCACCUCCUUUGAUGAUUCCUACAUCAGGAAGCACGUUGGCUCCAAGGGUCACUCCCCCUCUGCCGAGCGCGAGCGCAACCCCUCGCCACCGAGCGACGAGAGCCCCAGCCACCACUCUGACUCGGAUGAGCCCGUCUACAUCGAGAUGGGAGCCAGUGUUGGGGGCGGCGGGCACACAGAGGCACCCAAGAGUGAGGACGAGGAGCCGGGAGAGUCUGUGUAUGAGGAGAUGAAAUACCCCCUCCUGGAUGAUAUGGACUACCGCUGGGACCCCCCGGGGUGCCGCUCCGCCUGCCCCACCCCGGCGCCCCUGGACCCAGAGCCCCUCAGCCGCUGCUCCACCCCGCGCAACAUCCCCCUCUGCGACAUCCCUGCGCCCUUUCCCAACUUGCUCACCCACCGGCCGCCCCUCCUGGUGUUCCCCCCGGCGCCGGCCCAGUGCUCGCCAAACUCGGACGAGUCCCCGCUCACCCCUCUCGACGCACUGACCAAGUUGCCCAUGAUGGACAACCCCAGCGCCUACAACAAGUCGCCCACCUCCUCUUCCGAGCCCCCCUUGGCGCACCUCCGCCGGGAGUUGACAGCCACGCCCACCCUGACCGUGUCGGGUCGCUCGUCGGCUCCGCCCUUGCCCUGCACCCUCUACAAGUCCUCGGCCUCCUCGGCCCACGGCUAUCAGCGCAGCCACUCAGCCUGCCCCUCUCCCGUCAGCAUGGGCCGCUGCCUCACGCCGCUUAGCCUGAUGCGCACAGCACCCUUCGACGCCUCCAUGCCUUUCCCGGGCGGGCUGCCGCGCAGCGCCUCCGCCACCCCCCAAGGAAAGGGCUCGCCCCCACAGGACUGCGUGGCCGGGGGCAGGCUGCAUGGGUCGAUGCAGAACGUGUCCACGGGACGCUCGCGCACACCGACCAGCCCCCUGGACGAGCUGACCAACCUGUUCACCGCCGGCAGGAACAUGAUGAAGAAGAACGCCAGCGGGAGGAAGUCCAAGGAGCCCGGGGAGACCGAGUCCAAGAGUAUGUCUCACAGUGAGUCCAAACGUGAUGGCAAGGAGCGGCACAGUCACAAGGAGUCCAAACGGGAGAGCAAGGAGCGGCACAGUCACAAGGAGUCCAAACGGGAGAGUAAGGAACGUAGCAAAGAGUCUUCUUCUCACCGACGCGACACCAAGGACAGGAGCUGUAGCAGCGUGGAGCCGCUGCCCAGGCGGUACAGCAAAGACAAGGGUUGUAACAGUGUGGAGCCCUUGCCUAUAAAAAUGGACAGUAGAGAUAGAGGUUGUAGUAGUGUGGAACCCCCGCCUGUCAGACGGGACAGCAAAGACAGAAGUGUCCACGGCAUGGAGCCGUUACUGCGACCGGACGGCAAAGACUCUCCCCGGAACGGCGUGGAGUCCAGACACGACAGCAAAGAAAGGCUCAGCCACCAGAACCCACCAGAACUUCUACCCAGGCAAGAUAGCAAAGACCGAACCAGGAACGGAAUGGAUUCGAGACAUGAGAGCAAAGAACGAUUGUACCAGCCACCAGAGCUCCUACCCAGACAAAAUAGCAAAGAUUCACCCAGAAAUGGCCUUGAGUGCAGACGUAAUAGCAAAGAUCGAGACAGGGAGUGCUACGGCCUGGAGUCUAGACAUGAUGGCAAAGAACGAAGUUACAAUGGAAUGGAGCCCUUCCCCUUACCCCGACAGGAAAUCAAAGAGUCAGCCAGAAAUGGCCUUGAAGCCAGGCGUGACAGCAAGGACAGAAGCUGCAAUGGCUCAGAGCUGCCCCCCCGGCGCGAUAGCUACGGCAAGAGUGUCAAUGUGGUUGAUUUUAGGUGCGACAAUAAAGACCGGGUUGGUCAAAGCUCAGAGGCCUUGCUCAGGCGUGAUGGCAGAGAUAGGGGGACCUAUAGCGUUGAGCAAUCAAAAGCACAAGCGAGGAACGGUGUAUCAGGGCAACAAUCAUCGACGUCCACACCAACUCGGCACGGUAGACCUGCUGGCAGUCCGCCAAUGGUGUUGGGAACUGGCAAUACAGAGCUGAAACCAGCACUUCCGAAGUAUGGCCAUUCUUCCUCCGCCCCAGUUACACCCUCUCCCUUAGGGACCCCACAGAGGCGAGCACCAGAGGCACAGGCGUCCCAGAUGCCGUGGAUGUGUGGGGACAGCACCAUGCUGGAGCAGAUUGAGAGGAAGCGCUCCCUGUGCAUUGAGAUCCGCUCCAGGCAACAGCCAGACAGGAACCCCCCGGACCGGAACCUCUGUAAGCAGGACAGCAUGCCUACCCUCCCCACCUGGGGGAAGAGCAACGGGGCCAAAAAGAUCCGGCCUCCCCCCUACCCUACACAAACCACCGUGUUCUGGGACACAGCCAUCUGACUAUAACCCACUUAGCCCCACGCCCAUCCUCCUUCUGGACUCUGUGCCUACUGAUUGGCCCACUCCGCAUCAGAGGUGUCAGUUGCAGCCAAUAAGAGCAGGGGGGAAUCGCUGAUGUCAAAGGAUAAUGGUGGUUACCAUAGCAAUAUUUCCACUUGUUCAGGUUGUCAUUUUUUCUUAUCACCACCAGUGAUAUUUGAUAUUUUUCUAUUUCGUGUGACUUCGUAUGAAUAGAUAUUUUCUAAACAAAAAGCGAUGAAGCAGCAAAAACUAUGUAGCUCAAUCCAAUGUUUUAUUUACGUUUUUGUUUUGGUAUUUAACAUUUUAAAGCAUAGUCUAUCAAGCAUAAUUCUUUAUGCCAAAUGCUCAAUUAAUUUCCAUGGAGGAUAUUCUGACUGUCAACAUGCUGUCACUGUAGCUUGAGGAGUUCAGUUGACAUAGGUUUCUAUCCGAGCCAUAUAUUUAGAUCUAAAUACCUGGCUCUGGUUGCCAUUAGCCCUUGGGCCAAUGUGUUCUAGAAUGUAUAAUACUUAGUCCUAGAACAGGUCAGGAAUCUUGUGCUUCAGUUUGUAUGUUCACUAGCUGUCUAGUCAUUCAGAGCCUUUGAUGAGGAUUUCUUAGAUGGGUUGGCUGGCAUGUAGUACACAAGUGACAAUUUUCGAUGACAUUACACGAAGAUGGAAACAAGGGUGGGUCGGGGAGAUAAACGUGAACCUAUUAUCCCAAACCAGCCAGCCUGUUGAGGUCAAUUGUGGGUGGUGACGUUGCACUUUGCAAGGGUUGGUUAUCUAAUAUGGGUUGGUGGCAAAGCUGUCCUACUCUGCCAGGCACAUUGAGGGCUUCCUCUCACAGAGUAGAUACUGUACCCACAGGCUGGGUGGUAUGGUGGCGGAUGAUUGGCUGUCUGUAACAUGUUACCCCGUGAUUGGCGGCUGCUUGGUGGCAUCCAUUUUAGGCAUUAGAUAAGGGCCUAUAGCGUGGCCACAGUUCUGCCCAAGUAUAAGAAGGGUUGCACAAGGGCCUACAGAUCAAGGCUUAAGGUUAAUAAUUAAAAAACUACACUACCCAUCAUCCAUCACACUCAAUUAGGCAGUAUCCAUGCCCAUCUGUUGCUCCUCUAGCUCAACCUCCUGCAUCAUCUAAAGUGGUUCUCUUUUACAUCAUCUAAAGUGGUUCUCUUUUACAUCAUCUAAAGUGGUUCUCUUUUACAUCAUCUAAAGUGGUUUUCUUUUGUAUGUAAGAAAUGCAAUGUAUGUAUUGACAUUUUUUUUCAGAUUCCCCUCCUAUCUCCUUUUCCUGUCUGUCCAUAGACCUUGCCUGGCUACCCAGAAUCCUUGCUCCGGUCAAAAGCUACGUUAGUUUCUUCUCCACAAUGAGUCUGGCUCUGAGUACCUCCCCAGCGAUUUCUAGAAUGGAAAUCCAUUCUCGACCGUCUGAUUUGUCCCAGAAACCAAUGGGUUGGGCCAGAGCCAGAACACGUGGGUAAAGCGGCAUUUGACAAUUAGUCAUUGUCUUUGAUACUCUGAUUGGUUAGAGAUGAUCCAAUCGCUGAUGACUGUUUUGUACAACACCCUUCAUUUUGACGACA
Coregonus clupeaformis (lake whitefish) is the source of this 6090-nucleotide messenger RNA. Its product is annotated as serine/arginine repetitive matrix protein 2. The record is from RefSeq and is a predicted model, not a curated record. The coding region runs from base 816 to 4502 and encodes 1228 amino acids. The transcript has 7 exons. Lineage: Eukaryota; Metazoa; Chordata; Actinopteri; Salmoniformes; Salmonidae. Gene Ontology annotation, biological process: phosphatidylinositol 3-kinase/protein kinase B signal transduction; neuron projection morphogenesis.